Molecule: messenger RNA, 1134 nt
Organism: Cryptomeria japonica (Japanese cedar)
Lineage: Eukaryota; Viridiplantae; Streptophyta; Pinopsida; Cupressales; Cupressaceae
Product: hypersensitive-induced reaction 1 protein
Exons: 6
Coding region: 118-981 (287 amino acids)
Source: RefSeq, a predicted model, not a curated record
CAGCUUUGGGAAUGUCAACGAUCAUUUUUUAUAUACAACUUUUGUAUUCCAUUUAUUGCAGAGUGGAUAUUACAUAGUGGUGGAAAACUGCUCUGAUUCACAUUUUAGAAUAACAAAAUGGGUCAGUUAUUUUGCUGCAUAAAAGUGGAUCAGUCGACAGUGGGCAUGGCAGAGAGAUUUGGAAAGUUUCAGGGAGUUCUGGAGCCAGGGUGUCACUGUGUGCCAUGGGUUUUUGGAACCCAAAUCAGAGGUCAUCUUUCUUUAAGAUUACAGAAACUGGAUAUCCGUUGUGAAACAAAAACCAAGGAUAAUGUUUUUGUGACUGUAGUGGCCUCUGUUCAAUACCGUGCCCUUGCAGAAAAGGCCAGUGAAGCCUUUUAUAAGCUGAGUGAUACAAGGGGACAGAUUCAGGCUUAUGUAUUUGAUGUUGUCCGUUCAAGUGUUCCAAAGAUGAUUUUGGAUGAUGUCUUUGAGCAAAAGAGUGAGAUUGCUAAAGCUGUUGAAGAUGAACUUGAAAAGGCAAUGUCAAACUAUGGAUUUGAGAUAGUUCAAACACUUAUUGUGGAUGUAGAACCUGAUGAGCAUGUGAAGAGAGCAAUGAAUGAAAUAAAUGCAGCUGCAAGAAUGAGGGUAGCAACACAAGAAAAAGCAGAGGCAGAGAAAAUUUUACAAAUCAAGAGAGCAGAAGGGGAAGCAGAAUCAAAAUAUCUGUCAGGUCUUGGCAUUGCUAGGCAAAGGCAAGCAAUUGUGGAUGGGCUGAGAGAGAGUGUAAUUGCUUUUUCAGGGAAUGUGCCUGGGACAAGUGCAAAGGAUGUGAUGGAUAUGGUGUUAGUGACACAGUAUUUUGACACAAUGAAAGAUAUUGGAGCACAUUCAAAGUCUUCAGCAGUGUUCAUACCCCAUGGACCUGGUGCAGUUCGUGAUGUUGCUCAGCAGAUCAGAGAUGGACUGCUUCAGGGAUCACAUGCUUCUCAUCAGUAACUGUCCUAUUCUCCUCUCAACAAAACCAGGAAACAAGCAACAAUAAUAAAUUUUAUGGACAGGAUAAUAGUGUUUUUAGGAUUUCAAAAACAUGGUUCCAAGCUUAUUUUUAAUGUCAAUAUGCAUGUUUUUUAAGUGCUUUUACAAUUAUUG